Molecule: messenger RNA, 9456 nt
Organism: Bombyx mandarina (wild silkworm)
Lineage: Eukaryota; Metazoa; Arthropoda; Insecta; Lepidoptera; Bombycidae
Source: RefSeq, a predicted model, not a curated record
AGACACUAUCUUUUGGCAUUUUAAAGCGAAUGAUACACAAAACUGGAUUCAUCUUCAUCUUCGUGAACAACAUUUCACACCUUUUUAUGAAGUAUCAGAUUUAUUGAAGCCAAUAAAAGACGCUACCCAAAAUGAAGCCCAUGUUGAUGCCAAUAUUCAACUAUUGCGUGAUAAUUAUGAUGAAGAUGCUACUGAAGACAACCAUAACAAUCAUGAAAAUGAAAUUGAGAUUGAUAGAGAAGAUCGAAUUGGUGAAAAUAUUAUGGAUUUUAUUGUUGAUGGUACUACUCCAGUUUACACAAAUUAUCGUAAACACAGCACAAGUCAUAUUGAUUUUUAUAAAGACUUUACCGGUAAUUCAUUUGGUCAUUCUUGUAUUAUUUGCGACAGACUAUGGUGGAAAAGAGACUUGAAAAUGUCGACCAGUAAACAUGAGAGUAUUUUGAAAACAAUCCUGCAGAAUUACAUACCUGGUGAAAUUGUUCAAGUCUGCUAUACGUGUUAUACAUCUUUGGAAAAAGAAAAAAUUCCUCUUAUGUCAACCUACAAUGGUUUUGCAUAUCCGAAAAUUCCAUCACAUUUACCAACGUUAAACCUUAUCGAGCAACGAUUGAUUUCACCGAGACUAGCGUUCAUGCAAAUUCGUAGGCUGAGACACGUUAAUGAUCAGUACGGUAUUUACGCCCAGAUAAUUAAUGUUCCUGUCGAAGUCGAUACAAUGGUGAAACAAUUGCCAAGAAACAUUCAAGACGACCAUUGUUUUUAUGUGCAUUUGAAAAAGAAGUUGAUUCACAAAACUAGUCAUGUCCACGGGCUUGUGAAUAAGAGUCAUAUUGAAGAGUGGUUGUCGUAUUUAGUAUCUACGCCUCUUUAUAUUUAUCAUGACAUUAAAAUCGAUGAAUCCUUUUUUACCGACAAUGGAUGUACUUCGCAAUUGAAUAUGGACGAAAUAAGUGAACACGUGCCAAUUGAAGACAAUUUAGUUGCGCAGCAACAAACUCUUUUGUGGAAUGAUGAUUAUUUUUUGAGUCUAGCACCCGGUGAAUGUAACGGUAUUUCAAUGGAUGAACAUGCGGAAGAAUUAUCUUUUCCGACAAUCUAUGGCGGUCAAUUUCGAACAUAUAGAGAUGGUGUUACUGUUACUCCAUUCAUGCAAGCUACCAGCGAACUCCGGCGUACUGAUAGGCGCGCUACUGACCCACAACACCUCUUAUACAUCGCUGCUAAAAUCAUGAAGUUGCGAGUUAGUGGAUGUGUCAACGUUGCGUUUAAGCAUGUCGGACAAGGUACUUCAAUUACGAAAGACACCAUUGAAUCUGAAGAAUAUAUAAAUAAUUGUUUAGAAACAAAUCUCGCAUUCCUUCGCUGCAUACCAAAUUCCGCUUGGUUUUGGUCAGAUCGCAAAAAAGAUCUUUUUGCAAUGAUCAGGCAAUUAGGCCCACCAACUGCUUUUAUGGGUCUAAGCGCCAAUGAAACCGGCUGGGAAAAUUUGUUGAAAUUAUUGUACAAAUUGAAAAACGAGGGCGCGGAAAUUUCAGAUAAGUUUUUAGCAGAAAUGAGUUAUAUGUAUAAAGCUCAACUUGUGAAUGAAGAUGCCGUAACUUGUGCUAUUUAUUUUAAUAAAAAGGUAAAUUGUCUAUUAAAAGUUUUGCAAUCAAAGAAAAGAAGUCCAUUCGGAAAAUAUAGAGUAGUACAUUAUUUCAAAAGAAUAGAAUUUCAACAUCUUGGUAGCCCACAUGCACAUAUUCUUCUUUGGUUGGAAAAUGUUCCUGAAGAUUUAUUAAGCAAUGAUCCUGAAGUUAUUAAAUUAAUUGACGAAUUGGUUUCUGUGUCAGCGUCAGAGGCGUCUGGAAAUAUAAAACUAGUAACACACAAACACACAUCCACGUGUUAUAAAAAAAUGAAUCCCAAUAAAAAGCAAGAAUGUAGAUUUGGUGCACCAUUUAUGCCAACAAAAAAAACUAUUUAUUUGAUACCUAUGAAAGACACUGAUCCCGAUUACUCAGAAGCACUUUUCAAAGAAUAUAAGAAUCGAUUUAAAUUUAUAAGAAAUAAUCUCGAAUAUUUUGACUACACGAAUUUUGAUGAAUUUUACUCGCAUAAUUAUAUUCUUUCUGAUGAUCAUUACUACAAUAUUAUUCGUGCUGGUAUCAAUAGACCAAAAUUAUUCUAUAAAAGAACACCAGCAGAAAAAUGGCACAACUCUUUCAAUCCGUUCGUAUUACAUCAUUUUAAAUCGAACAUGGACUUUCAGAUUAUACUAGAUGAAUAUGCUUGUGCAACAAAUGUUGUUGAAUAUGCCAAUAAGCAUAAUAGAGGGAUUAGUAAUUUGCAAAGACAAAUAAUUGACAUAAUGGACGAGCAUCCAGAAUUCGACAUUGUCGAUAUCACGAACAAAAUGAGUAUUGACAUACUUCAGUCUGUUGAAAUGUCGGCACAAGAAGCUGCUUGGUAUUUAUUAAGAGAACCUGUGGCUAAGUCAUCGGUGGCGACAGUCUACAUUCCAACGGUAUUGCCUACUGAACGCGCAAGAAUUAGAAAAUCUAUGAAGGAACUUGAAACUUUAGACGAUGACUGUACGAACGUUGGGAAAGAGAAUUGGUUCGAUAAGUACGAGAAAAGACCUGAAGAGCUCCGCGAUGUUACGUUAGCACAAUUUGUUGCAAAAUAUUACAUAAAUAAAAAGGGGACUUACAGUAAAAGAGAUACUGCAAGAAUAAUAAGAUACAAGAACUACGAUAUGGCUGAAAAUUACAACGAUUAUAGGCGUGAGAUGGUUCUGUUGCAUGUUCCAUUUCAAAGUGAAGAAAAUGAUAUUAUCGCUGAAAAUAAGUUCAUUCAAAUAUACGAGGACAACAAAGAUACGAUAUUAGAACGUAAGAAAGAAUUUGAAUCAAAUUUGGAUAUAGAGAAAACUUUACAAAUUUGUACACAGUUGUGCCGAGAAAACGAUGAAGAACAAGAAGACGAAGAAUUAUUAGGAGCGGCGCAUGAUGAUCCGAUUGAUAUACCUGAUUUCAAUUGUAUUGCUCAAUUCAAUCGAGAUACUGUUCCAAAAGAUAUUCUACACAACCCUGCAUUGGAAAGCUCUAAACAUCAAAAGAAUCAUUUAUUGGUUUUGGAGAACCAACUGUUAGAAGCAAUGAAAUCAAGUGAAGAACUCUGGGGAAAUAUGAAGACUCAUUUUGAAACUAACAGAUUCCCGUGGUAUAAGAUUAACAGGUACCACAUAAAAACUGUAGUACUCAACAAGCUGAAGACACUUUAUGCGGCAGACGAUAAGACUGAAAAUGUAUUGGCUAAGGACCGAAUGUCCCAGACGGAUUGGAUUAUAUUUGACUUUGCUCUCGUCCAUGAGAAAAUAGAUCUAAUUGAAAAAGAUGGUAUGAGAUGUCAAACUCAGGAUCGUCAGCCGUUGAUUGAUCUCUUCGAGCUGGUGACGAAGUUUGACAUAGAGGACAGGUCCGGAGACAGUCUGGCCGGCGCCUGGACUGCGGCCACCGCCCUCUACAACUCGAGGGGUCGUCAGUGCUCACCGAUGCUACUGCAGAAGCGUUGGUAUCAGCUGAAGGAGGUGACCAGGGAAUCGCUAUAUGAGUACUGGUACGCCUCCCGCGAGAACUCUCCUUCGUCGGCCGAGUCUAUACAAAGCGCAACCAAAUUACAGAGAGCUGUGGCCCAGAAAUACCCGUCAAUAAUAACGAGUGCAUUUCCGGAAUGGCGAGAACUGAUCGAGAAAAGACUUGUCAUAAUGUCUGAAGACUUCGAAAAGGAGAAUUGGAUGAACAACGUGGAAGCUUCUAUAGACACUGAAUCUCAACCAGACUUAGAAGUCAUUGAACCUUUCAUAGAAACGAUAGAUGUGGACCAAGAUUUGGACAACGAAACAACGAAGCUCGGGAGAAGAAGCGAAGAGAACACUGAAACCAAUGGAAUGAUGAUUAUUGAAAUAAAAUCCGAACCUAGAGAUUUUGAAGAUCUGGCUGACCCAUUACAAACUAUUAAAAUACCAUUACUUUUACACACCGGGAAAACAGAACAAUUGAUCAAAAAUGAAACAUGCAAUACUGAUUUUGGUGAAGAUGUGGUGAAGACUGAAAAAAAUCAAAAUAUUUCCCCAACUCUUGAUUACCUUCGCGAAACAGUCGAAAAUUCAAAUGAAAUAGUUCCGAAAAUUGUCUGUGUUUACGGCAACGUGCAUGAUACCCAUGAUAGUAAAGAUCUAACAUCUACAAAAGUAUGUGAAGAUGAACCAAUGAUUGUAGAAGAAACUAAAUGUCAUCGAGAUGACACCAACAAUGUGUCUAAUGCAGAAGAUAUACAAGAAAAAGUCUUGCAAGAGACAAAUAUAAUAUUAAAGUCUGAAAUGGAAGAACAAUUGCAUUUGAAUAUUUUUGAUAACGUAAUAGAAUUUGCUGAUAACAAAGUCCAGUCUAUUGAAAAUGAUCAUGUAAAUACAGUGCACGUUAUUCAGACCAAAAACGAUUUCACUUUACAAAGUCGGUUAAGUUGUGAAUAUGGAAAUAGUGCAUCGACUUCUGAAUUAAAAUGUCUCUUUGAUUUGAAAGAAGAUGCAAUGAAAAUGUCAAAAAACAAGCUGCAGGGUUGUAACUUAAAAGACAGUUUAAAACAACUGAACAUUUCGGAAAUACAAACUGAUGUUAAUAAGAUUACGAAUCGAAUUAAUUCUGACAUCAGUAAUACAAUGAACAACACUUUGUUCUUAGAAAGUAAAUCCGGUGCACAAAGUGAAACUAGAACAGACGAUAGUAUGAAAGUGAAAAUGUCUAGUUACUUAUUUCAUAAACCCCGAAAUCGUUCGUAUGAUCCUACACAGCUUUGCAAGAAUCCGGACUUUAACAAGAAGUUAAAAAGAUUAACGGAUGCAUUCUUAAGUUCGCCGCGUAACAGGGUACUGCUCAAUGCUUGCAGGCCGAUCACUGUUGAUGUAAUGAAGGCGAUUGAAUCCAAACUGUUCAACGGUACAGUGUACUUGAAGGACUGCGACCAACUGAACUCGAAUGUUCCAGACCGCGGCGCCGUUAGCGACACUGCGACGCGAGUUCCUUCAACAAUCGCUUCCCGGAGCUCUACAAAUAUUCGUUUAGUCAAUCCUGAUCAUUUAAUGUCGCUAUCGAAAUGUUACACAUCGAAUUUAACACAAGAAAGUUGUGGUGAUGCGAUGGAAAUAAACAGGAAGAUCAAUCAACCAGAUAUAACAGAAGUUCCUUGCUCAAAUCAAAGUUGGCUGACAAUUGAAGUACCUCCCCUGACCGUGCGAACUAAUAAUGAAAGUAUAGCUGCAAAUCCAGAACUCAAUUCAAACCUAUCAUGUACAGAAAAAGGAACUGGUAUUUCGUCCAAAAAGAAACCAAGAAAAGAACUUUCAGUUGUGAAUGAUUGUAUUCUUACCCACGACAUCCUCAACAAAAUAGUAAAAAUGGAUGAAGAAGAACGUUUUUAUAAUCCUUCCAGUAACUUUUGGUGCAUCGUCUCGGAUACUGAAGCCAAGCACAAAACAAGUAAUCCCAGUGAUGAAAUCAAAAUCCGUCCCUGUAGGUCUCCUGCACAAAAUACAACAAAAAUGGUGUCAGCUGUCGAACUGUUGAGUGAGCGAAAUUAUUCCGCUGCGAGUGACAGCCCUAUCAUGGCAAACAACAUCGUAAUCGACAGUGAAAGUAAAAUCGUUGAACCGGUAUUCGCACUGGAACAAUACCAGACCGACAAACAUGAAAUUAUAAAUACGACAUCUAAUGCAAAGACUCUAGUGAUAGAGCCAAUUUUCAAUCAUGUUACCGAAAAAUCUAAAAAACUUAUGUUUUUGGCGUCGCUUGCGUCUCAACAAACGUUAGAUAAACGGAAAGAAAUAGAUAAAUCUCCUUAGUUUAUCAUUGAAAACAACCACGACAGCCCCGGAAGGAUAGUAAAACGUGAAGCAAUCUCAAAACCUAAUAAAAGUAUUAAUAAUGCAAACCCUUCCCACACUAGAAGCAUAUUGGGUCACACACGUAACACACACAAAAAAAAUCAAUGGGUUGGUUGACCACGUUAAACUUUCUAUCAGCUUUUUUGACGUUACUGGGGCCAGUUUCUUCUAAUAUGUUUAAAUUAUUAUCCAGAUUUUUUUCUGUAUUACUCUCAUUGUCACAUUCAUUUGUGUUAUCAGGAUAUUCUGAUUCUUCUGUCAAGAUUGUUUUCUACACUUCUUCCAGGAAUAACAUUUUUUUUUUUUUUUGUAGGUUGUUUUAAAACUUCCUGUGUCAUACCUCAUUGCAUAGAAAGAACCGUUUGAUCAAUUACUUCUUUGAAGUUUUAAUUUCUAGCUUCUAGAUUUGUGCUUGGCAAUCUAUCUAAAACCUUAUUUCUAUUUACCGAACUUAUGCCGCACUUUUCAAAACCUAGCUGUAUUUUUUUUACUGACGUUUGAUUCUAUUUCUUUCAUAAGUUGUUUAAGAAGCGACGGAAAUAUGUUUUUGAGUAUAGUAGCUUGCAUUCUCCCGUCGGUCUUUUUCCAAUUAUAAAGUAUGUGCUGCCUAGCACUUUUCAACGGCCUGAAGAAAGCUACGUCUAAUGGUUGAGUAAGGUGCUUAGAGUUGGCAGGUAAAAAAUGAACCUAAUAUUACGUGUUUCACAUUCCUUUAUUAUUUCUAUUGAAAGGUGAGAGGCGAGAUUAUCGCCUACAAGAAUUUUUGUGCCAGUUUUAAAAAUCGAAUACAAUAGUCCUCCCUAGUCUUCAAAUGUUAAUCCAUCAAACCAACUAGAUCUGGUACUAUUAUAAAGAGAAUCUUAUGGCCCAUUUUCUUUCCACGUUAUGCCUUAUUUACCUCUAAUGGCAGCAAGGACAUCAACCGAGUUAGUUUCGUCAUAGUUGACGAUGUUAUCUCAAGGAAUUCCUUGUAGUGUGGUACUUCUAGUUCAUCGAAAUAUGCCUUUAUCAUCUCUGGCGAGACUGCUGCUCUUGACCGUUUUAUAUUUUGGCUUAAUCUACCGGUAAUUGUAAGUUUAUGUCGUUUCCAAAAAAAUUUUGUGUAGGCAGGGCCAGGCGUAACAUUUUUGAAUCUUUUUAUCACUACUCCUACAUUGUCUAUGUAUCCCUUUAUUAAUAAUCUAAAGUCUAUUGUUUCAAAGAGAUAUCCCCAUUCAGAACACACCUUUGUAUAUUGUAUUAGGUAUUCCCAUACAUCCGGAGCUAAUGCUGCUUGGCCACCUUGCUUUUUCAUGACAUAAGUAUUGUGUCUAUGAAGGACUGAUUUAGAGAUUUUAUAUUUUUAUGCAAUAUCUAUUAACGAUUAAUUAGUUCUCUCCAAUAGAGCAAAUGGCGUGCUCUUUCAAGCAGCUCUGAAUUCCAAGCUGACCUUGGUCUAUGUUUUUUAGCAUCUAAGCUACUUGUGUUUUGGGCACUACAAUUUUGUGACCUCUGACAUAUUAUUUUUGAAUAUUUUUAUCACUACUCCUAAGUUGUCUAAGUAUCCCUUUAUUAAUAAUCUAAAGUCUAUUGUUUCAAGGGGAUAUCCCCAUUCAGAACACACAUAUUUUGUAUAUUGUAUUAGGUAUUCUCCUACAUCCGUAGCUAAUGCUGCAUGGCCACCUUGCUUUUUCAUGACAUAAGUAUUGUGUCUAUGAAGGAAUAAUUUGGAGAUUUUAUAUUUUUGUGCAAUAUCUAUUAACGAUUGAUUAUUCCUAUCCAAUAGAGCAAUUGGCGUGCUCUUUUCAAGCAGCUCUGAAUUCCAAGCUGACCUUGGUUUAUGUUUUUUAGCAUCUGGGGUACUUGUGUUUUGGGCACUACAAUUUUGUGACCUCUGAAAAUUAGACCUUUGAAGUAAUUGAAUGAAUGAAUGAAAUUGAAUAGAAACAAAUCUUUUGGUUUUAUUCCUAAUACUCGUCAGUUUUGAAGUGUCAUAAUCACGGCUUAAAAAGUCUGCUAAUGGUAUUUAUAUGAUUUUGUUAAAUGUAAUUUUUGGUGAAUACGGUGUUAGGUUGAGAAUUAUACGUUGAAGUCUAGCUUGGGCUGACUGUAUUUUUUUUCUGAAUAUUGUCUCGAGCGGCUUGUGAUUUGAUUCGACUAAUAAUUAUUUGCUAUAGACCUACUCAUGGAACUUUUUGCACCCAAAUAGUAUAUAGCAAAUACUUCCUUCAUAAUGUGAGCAUAAUUUUGUUCAGAUUUAGUCAAUGUUCUGGCUCCAUAAGCUGCCUUUCCUGAAGGAAUGCUGCACCAAGAUUCUUUAAACUUGCAUCCACUCUUAGUGUGACUCGUUUGUUUAAAUCAUAUAAUUUUAACACUGAUGGAUUCUGUAAAACUUUUUUAAUUUUAUUGAGUGCUUCAUCUUAAUAGAAUUCCCAGUUGAAACUUGUGACUUAAAAGAUGCAUUUACUUUGAUUAAGUUUGAAACCAGAAAAUGUCAAUGUCUCUUAUUAUUUCUUUGACCGUUUUCUGUGGCUCUUCCUCCUCUUUGGCAUGAAUAAAGAUAUCCUCGAUUGAUACUCUUACAUUUUUGAAUGUGCUAAGAAGAUUAGCCAAGAUUCCUUGAAAACUUUCAGGUGCUGACGAUACUCCAAACGAGUCUUUUGAAUGAUUAUCUUUCCCAUUCAGAUGUAGAAAAGGUAUAUAAAAGGCAGUAUCUUUUGUGUUAUUUUUGAUAAUUUAACUUGCCAAAAUCUUUUAGUGCCGUGCUGAUCCUUUGACGUCAGCUGCUAUCUCUUCUAUUGUUGAAAGUGGGAAAUGUAUUCUUAAAAUAUUUUUGUUCACAUCUGAUGGGUCUAUGCAUAUUCUCAAUAUUCAUUUUUGUCUGAUCACCACCAUUGGACUCACUGCUGGUGUCGGUUCUGUUUCAGGUUUGAUGACAUCCAGUUUUACCAUUCUAUCUAAUUCUUGUUUUACUUCAUUUCUUAUGCCGUGUGGAACAUUUCUUAUCGGUUUAAUUUCAAAUUUAGGGUUUUCUAUGAGGUCAAUAUCAUACUCAAAAUUUUUGUACCAACGUACCCUUUUAAAUAUGUCAUCAUUGGUUGAACUUUCUUUCAAUGUUUCAACCCGUGCGACUAAUCCCAACUUCUCACAACUGUUUAGUCCUAAGACUGGUGUGACUCUUUCAGCUACAACUUUAAAUAGUAUUUUAACAGUUUUCCCUUUUAUUUUGUAUUGUAACUUCACUUCCCCAAGUAGGUACUAACAUUCUGUUAUUUGAGAAACUUAUUAAAUUUUGAAUGCAACUUGGUUGUGUACAAACUUGAGUUUUCUGUACUAUGAAUUUUGGAAGGACGUUGCACUCUGCACCAUUAUCAAGCUUUGCUGUAAAUUUGGUGUUACCAGUUUGGACACUUUCGGCAUCUUUGGAGUUGCCAACACUUAAUUAUCCUAUAAAGAGUAGAAUUUUCUUCUAAAGUAUUUAUUUUAUUUUUUCGUGUCGUUCAAAUAUUUAUUUACAAUAACCCUAAAAUCAAACAUACUUAUUGGUAUUC